GAAAAAGGGUAAGGGACAGGAAGUGACGGACACAAACCCCAUGUCGGAGUUAGGCUGUUGUUUCGCCUAUCUGGUCUAGUGUUUGACUGAGCGCGGAGUGUUACAGAUCCCCCUCACGAAGAUCUACGCUGACGUGUACCUAGCAGGAAGUGUGAACGUCGCAUCAUCGGCUGUCAAAACUGCAAGUAACCGGCAUUUUGUGUUUUUAGCAACAUAUAGUGGAUGUUUUAGUUCCUGAAAAUACGUAACGAUGUCGGGGGCGAUAUCAGCGAUAGGUGCUGUUAUCCUGGCUCUGUUGUUGGCUGGCUAUUUGGGCCAGCAGUACUUGCCUCCACCUAAGCCCAGAGUGAUCGGCCUGGACCUGGGCACCACUUUUUGCUCCGUGGGUGUGUUUCACCCUGGCAGCGGAGAAGUGGAGGUGAUAGCCGAUGAGGAGGGCAGGAAGAGCCUCCCCAGCGCCGUCUCCUUCACCAAUACGACAGUGUUAGUCGGAUACGAAGCCGUGGAUGUGGCCGACAAGAACCCACAGAAUACUAUUUAUGAUGCUAAGAGGUUCAUUGGGAAGAUCUUUUCUCCGGAUGUGCUGGUCCUGGAGAGCAGCCGCUACCCCUUCAAGGUGAUGAACAACAACGGGAGAGCAGAGUUUGUCAUUACCACCAAUGGUACGUUCACGGUGACUCCGGAGUUUAUCGGCUCCAGGCUGCUGCUGAAGAUGAGGAAGAUGGCCGAGCGACAGCUGAAUGCUCCCGUCCACAAAGCCGUCAUCUCCGUGCCUGCAGAGUUCGACGAGAAGCAGAGGAACGACACCGUCCUAGCCGCUAAGCUAGCUGGGCUGGAGAUCUUACGCGUGAUCAACGAGCCCACGGCUGCGGCCAUGGCGUACGGGCUUCACAAGGUGGACGUCUUCAACGUGCUGGUGGUGGACCUCGGCGGGGGAACCCUUGAUGUGUCCCUGCUCAACAAACAGGGCGGCAUGUUCUUCACUAGAGCCAUGGCAGGAAACAGCAAGCUAGGAGGUCAGGACUUCAGCCAGAGGUUGUUCCAGUACACCACAGAACGAUUCCAACAGGAGUACGGGGUCCCGCCCACCCUCAAAACAGACAUCCAUCGCCUCCGCCAAGCCGUGGAGGCCGCCAAGCUCAACCUCACCCUCCAUCCCAGCGUCGUCAUCAGUGUGCCGCUUCAUCUCCACACCCACGACGACUCUGCCCCGGUAGAGGUUCUCUUCCAGGCGGCGGUCACACGACGGCUUUUCGAGGAGCUUAACGAGGACUUAUUCCAGAAGAUCCUGGACCCCGUGGAGACGGUACUCGCCGAGGGCCACCUGGAGAAAGACGAAGUGGACGAGGUAGUCCUGGUGGGCGGAUCCACCAGGAUACCACGCAUCAGGCAGCUCAUCAGCGAGUAUUUUGGGAAGGAGCCCAACACGUCCGUGGACCCCGACUUGGCUGUGGUGACCGGCGUGGCCAUCCAGGCCGGCAUCAUGGGCGGAUCGUGGCCGCUACAAGUCAGUGCCGUCGAGAUCCCCAACAGACAUCUCCAAAAGACAAACCUGAGCUAGUACUUGUUUACUCGGGACUGCGUAGACACCCUGAAUGUAGGCAUGCUGGCAUCAACUCACUCACCAACAUUCCUUGAAGAAAAAGGGCCAAAAAGCACUUUAGUCGUGCACAGCUGCUGUGAACCAGCUUUUUAGUUGACCUUUUACUUGUUUUUGCAGUUCUUCUCAGGGAGGUAUCCCGCUCUUACAUUCAACUUGGCUUGGGGACCACAGGGUCAUAGGUUGAAGACCCCACCAAGACAGGAAAAAGAAGAGAAAUUGGGGAUGGAUGCACUUUUGAUGUGCCUUUGAGCAAGGCACGGGACUCCCUCCCCCUCGUAUUGGGGGUUUGACAGAGUUGCACGUCUCCCUUUCACUCUUGAUUCCCCAAAUGAUAAAGCGUGCCUAUUGUCAACAAGACCACAAGUCAACAUACUACUGCUCAUGGCCGACAGGCAUCACAGCUAUAACAUGAUUGUGUAUUUCAUUAUGGACAUUCACAUACAUAUUUAAGGUACUUAUACUCUAUGUUGUGUUUUUUUAAAAUGACGGUUUGAUGGGAAAGUUGCUUUGUAUUAAAUACAACCAACUAACUGUAGUUUGCGUGUCAAAACGUUUGAAGAUUCUUGAAUGAUUUAGCCUUUUAAUUUGAUCAGAAUCCAAAAUUAUUGCCAAAAAAGAUAAAUUGAACAAUAUAAAUACAUCAGUGUAACAAUAUUAACAAAAUAAUACGGUGCAAUUACUCCGUGUGCAUACAAUUGUUUGAUUUAAAUAAAUUAACAUGCAAAAUAAAUGACCACCACAUACUCCACAAAUAGGCGAUAUAUUGUUUCCCCACAGAAAACACAUCUCAUUCAUCCUUAGUCGGUAAUAAUUUAUAAAUACGUGAUAAUAUAGGUAAAAAUGUACAGCAUACUGUACAUACAUUACUGAAGAAACUGCAUUUACCAAAGCUAGCCAUUCAGUCCAUGUACUAGCUGAAUAUAUAUAAGCGGUAUCAAACAGAGCAACAUACUUGCUCAUAGUGCAAUAAAACAAAAAAGACCUUAUAAAACUAAUUUCCAAAUGCCCACAAAGCAUGCUGGGUAGUCCGGCUGCAACAAUAUGAACUGUGACCAAUAAAAAUCACUGCAU
Doryrhamphus excisus (bluestripe pipefish) is the source of this 2674-nucleotide messenger RNA. RefSeq names its product heat shock protein 70 family, member 13 (gene hspa13). Lineage: Eukaryota; Metazoa; Chordata; Actinopteri; Syngnathiformes; Syngnathidae. The record is from RefSeq and is a predicted model, not a curated record. Gene Ontology annotation, molecular function: ATP binding; ATP-dependent protein folding chaperone.